This is a messenger RNA of Nerophis lumbriciformis (worm pipefish), 1488 nucleotides long. The record is from RefSeq and is a predicted model, not a curated record. Lineage: Eukaryota; Metazoa; Chordata; Actinopteri; Syngnathiformes; Syngnathidae.
AUGGAAAGAUUUUACAAUCCUGGUCAGUCAGCACUGAGAAGGAGCAUCUUUCUCUUGGUCUUCCCUCUGCUUUUGUCAGUGCGUGCCUGCGGACAGUUAAUUAGAGGCCCACUGGACCUCCAAAAGACGUGUUUGUGCGCCAGCAAUAUUAUCAGCUGUUCCAAUGUGAAUCUCACAAGCCCCCCCAUCCCUCUUCCUAAAUACACAUCGGUGCUGGACCUCAGCUUUAACUCCAUCACCAAACUGCGAGCCGAGUGGACACCCGUCGUACUUAGUCACCUCCACACGCUGCUGCUUAACCAUAACAGGCUCUACUUCCUCUCCUCGGAAGCUUUCGUGCACGUGACUAGGUUGCGUUACCUGGACUUAUCCUCCAAUGAGCUCCGCCAACUGGACGAGUAUAUGUUCGAGCCUCUGGAGAAGUUGGAGGUGUUGUUACUUUACAAGAACAGCAUCUCACAGAUAGAUCCCUCCGCCGCUUUCUCGGGGCUAGCCAGCCUGAAGAAGCUCUACCUGAGCCAAAAUCUGAUCUCGCGCUUCCCCUUGGAGCUGGUGAAGGAGAGAAGCCGAAUUGAGACACUCACGCUGUUAGACGUCUCCUCCAACAAGAUCAAAGCGCUGGCGUUUCAUGAGCUUCAAGCUCUACCUGCGUGGAUCCAGAAUGGCCUGUACUUCCACAACAAUUCCCUUCCGUGUAGCUGUGAUCUUUACGAAGUGGUGGCACAAUGGAAUCUGAAAGACCUCAGCUCGGUCGUGGACUUCAAGGAUGAGCACACUUGCAUCCUCGCGGGUCAGCCCAGACGAAAAGUGGCCACCCUGGAACUGGACAAAGCCUAUUUGAACUGCAGCGAGGUCAGGAUCAAGGACAGACAAGCCUACCUGGAGCAGUAUGUAGCGCUGGACUGUGACACCAAGCAGAGAAAUGUGAUGAAGAGCUGGACCCUGCCAGGCGACAUACCCAUCUCAGCAACAAACAAAAGUGCAGUCAUACUAAAAGACGGAAAUCUUCAGAUUGGACCUUUGAAAGAAGAUGACUCGGGCGUGUACACUUGCUACGCCGUUGGAAACACCCUGAAUGAGACCCUCCAUAUCACCGUCGUAGUCUUUAACACCACCGCAAACACCGGCUUGGAAAACCUGAAGACUGCAUACACCACCCUCAUAGCGUGCCUGAUCAGUAUAGUGAUGGUUUUCAUCUACCUCUACUUCACACCUUGCCACUGUUUCUGCUGCCCAGGUCAGGAUCUGGAGAAGAACGACCCGACAGGCAGUUUCCAUUCCUCCGCUAUCAGCAUCGCUCAAGCCCACCAGGAGACUGGAUCAGAAAGAGGCAACGGGGCCAGUAAAGACUUCCCGUAUGACACCAAGGACUCGCUGGAGCAGAAUGGGAAGUUGAACCCGAAAGGUGAAGAGGAUAGAAAGAUGGGGAAUAAAAGGAGAAAGGCAUCUGUCACCUCCGUUAGCUCAGACACCCCUAUGAUGGUGUAA